This is a messenger RNA of Aspergillus nidulans FGSC A4, 1032 nucleotides long. Its product is annotated as 5'-methylthioadenosine/S-adenosylhomocysteine nucleosidase family protein. The record is from RefSeq and is a predicted model, not a curated record. Gene Ontology annotation, biological process: nucleoside metabolic process. The coding region runs from base 1 to 1032 and encodes 343 amino acids. Lineage: Eukaryota; Fungi; Ascomycota; Eurotiomycetes; Eurotiales; Aspergillaceae. The transcript has 2 exons. Gene Ontology annotation, molecular function: catalytic activity.
AUGCGAAGUCAAAGACCCGGAAGCCACCUCAACUACGAAAGCUAUACGGUGGCCUUGAUCUGUCCUUUGGAGGUGGAUUUAACCGCCGCCCGCUGUAUGCUCGACGAGGAGCAUGGACGAGUCCCUGGCAAUAAUAUCGACCCAAACUCAUAUUUACUCGGCACACUGAGCGGGCACAAUGUCGUCUUGACCUCUCUGCUCGAAGGGUCACAGGGGCCCAAUGCAGCAGCACUUGUGGCAGCGCAUUUGUUGCGGACUUUCACCGCGGUAGAGCUGCGUUUGCUGGUCGGAUGUGCAGGCGGCGUACCCAGCCGCAAUACCGAUAUUCGUCUAGGCGACGUCGUCGUCAGUACUCCAACUGAAACGUCCGGGGGUGUCGUCCAGUAUGACAUGGUGCGGGAAACUGUGGCUGGCUCCCAGCGAAAAGGGCUGAUUUGCCCGCCGCCGGCGCCAUGGAGAUCGAUCAUAACGAAGAUGAAAUCCGAUCACAGAUUGCGUGCCAAUCGCAUUGAUGAAUUCACCUCUAGAAUGAUGCACAAACACCCUGAGUUGAAGGCGUACUGGAGGCCGCCCCCCGAGCGAGAUGUUCUAUUCGCAGCAGACUAUAACCACACCGUGGCGGAAGCUCCAUGCACACAUUGCGACAGUAACAAAUACGUCGCCCGGGUUAGACGAACCCAGCCAAUGAAAUCGGAGAUAUUCUACGGUCUAAUUGCGUCGGGGAAUCGAGUGAUCAAGAAUGGCCUGAAGCGGGACAUCCUGGCUCAAGAGGCUGGCGGAGCGAUCUGUUUCGAUAUGGAAGCCGCUGGAUUAAUGAACGAUUUUCAGUGCGUCGUCGUCCGUGGCAUUGCUAAUUACUGCGACUCCCAUAAGAAUGACGAGUGGAACGGAUAUGCCGCCGCAGCUGCUGCAGCGGUUGCUAAAGAGAUGCUCACAUACAUACUUCCAGUUGAGCCUGUUAUGCGCAUGGAUACCCUUAGGUUGCGAGACCGGAGAUUGGGGUUCUCAGGGGAAUUGCGUACCUACAACUGA